Messenger RNA from Microcebus murinus (gray mouse lemur), 1658 nucleotides. The record is from RefSeq and is a predicted model, not a curated record. NCBI's taxonomy places the organism in Eukaryota, Metazoa, Chordata, Mammalia, Primates, Cheirogaleidae.
AUGGCCUCGCGUGCAGGGCCCACGACGUCCGCCCUGUUCCUGCUCUGCUGCGUGGGGAGCUGGCUGACCUCCCACACGUUGCCCGCGCUAGGACCAGCCGAGAGAGGGAAAAUAUUCAAGGAAUUACGGUCCUUGUCAAAGAUGCUCUUGGAAAACUACGUGAAGGAAGAAAAGGGGGUGCCCAUGUCCCAAAGUUACACGCUACCGUGUCUCAUCCCCGACGCCCAGCCACCAAACCACAUCAACAUCUCAGCCAUUCGGACGUAUCUCCAAACCAUCAGACAGUUAAGAGAUAACGUAACUCUGGGUGAAAUCAUAGAACAUCUCGACAAACUCAGAUUUCAAGAUGCAUCAAAAACAAACAUUUCCGUGCCUGCAGGCACCCUUGAAAAUAAGCGCUUCAUCUUGACUAUCUUAACACAGUUUUCGGAGUGCAUGGAACUUGCAUCAAAACCAUCUAACUCUGAAGCCCAACGGGCUGGUUAAGGCCUCUUCCUUUUGGAGUGGCAGGAACUUAUGAAGCCUUAAAAAAAAUGACUGACAGCUAAGUGUGAGAACUCUGCUGUGAUUUAUUGAGUAAAUUUUUCCAGUAAAUAAUAAUGAAUGCUCAGAUGUGCCAGUCCCGGGAGGGCUGAGAUUGAAAUUUAUGAGUUAACUUGAAAAAGAUUAUGUCAUUGUUCUUAGGCUUGGUAUUUAUAGAAUGUUUUUCUUCUGCAGGCUUAAACCUUACCUACUCUCAUUAUGCCCUUGUGAGGGCAGGAGGUGGCAGCUAUGUUAAUUUAUUGAUAUUUAUUAUAAUUUUAUAAUGUUAUUAAUGCACUUGGAGGAGCCUUUGGAAUCUAUUUAAUAAAUUAUGUUGACUAUUUUCUCAUAAUCAGUUUUGGGUUUUGUGAGGGGGUUGACAUUAGCGAGUGGGGACCCAAGCUGGGUGGAGUUGUUCGGAGGAAAGGUGGUUGUGUUCUAGAAAUAGAUUCCACCACUGCCAUUUCCCCCACUGGACACACUCAGUAACCAUAGCGAGCCCAGCAACAGCCUUGUUGAGCAUGUUCUUUAUGCCAGGUCAUGUAUUAAUAAGUGCUGUCACUGUCCUCUUUUUAUGGGUGGGGAAACUGAGGCAGACAGGCAUUUAGUCACUUGUUCAGGGCCACACAGCUGCUCAGGGGUGGAACCCAGGCUCCAGCUUGCACUUCACCUCCCUCUCCACCUUCACAUCUCCCUGGGCAGGGCCUGGGUCUUAGAGGCGUCCGGUGCCAGGUGUGGCACAGGGCAAUCUUUCAGUGACUCCUGUAUGAUUCUCCACCAGAUCUUCAGGGCCCCCCGGGGAUGACACCAUCUUUCCAUCCAGGUCCAAAGAUUUUGUCAUCUGAACAAGUGUUGAGUCCAAAGCUGUUAAGGGUUCUUAGGGAUCAUGUGGACUAAUGGUUCUCAAAGGGUGGUCUCUGGACCGGCACCUGGCAAUGCUUCAGAAAUGCAAACCCUUGGGCUCCACCCCAGCCCCACUGAAUCAGACGGUCUGUGAGUGGAGCCAGCAACGUGUGUCUGAAUGAACACGCCGGGAAUCUGAGGCACUCUCCAGCCUGGGAACCCCUGAUCUUGAGUGACCAGCACCUUCACCUUCAUCUUAUCUUUGGGGAAACUGAGGACCAGAGAGGUGUGGU